Molecule: messenger RNA, 4331 nt
Organism: Ictalurus furcatus (blue catfish)
Lineage: Eukaryota; Metazoa; Chordata; Actinopteri; Siluriformes; Ictaluridae
Gene: slc39a8
Product: solute carrier family 39 member 8
Exons: 8
Coding region: 1182-2507 (441 amino acids)
Biological process (GO): intracellular zinc ion homeostasis; zinc ion import across plasma membrane
Cellular component (GO): membrane
Molecular function (GO): zinc ion transmembrane transporter activity
Source: RefSeq, a predicted model, not a curated record
GUAGAUGUUUUUUACUAUAUAAAAUUGCAUGUCAAAUCAUUUUUUACUUUUUCUAAAUAUCACUUAUGUUAAAAGGUAAAUUGAUUGUCCAUGUAUAGAAAUUCAGUGAUUGGGGGUGGGGAGAUCCGGAAUUAUUAAGUUUAGAAACAAAAAUAUUAACAUUCCGGUCUAAAAUAUUUAAUGGUGAUCAAAAUGAUAUUUUCUACAAAAUAUAACUAGUCUUGACAUGUACAAAAUGUAUACAGUUUAGGAAAACUGCUAAAAAAAAUUUAUAAAAAGCUAACACAUUCAUUGCAGUCUGACAUAAAAAUAUAGAAAGCAGUAGAAAUCACGAUAAUGAUUCUUGUUAAAUUAGAGUAAAAGUCUCAAGUGAUGAUUUACAUCUGAAUUUUUCCUUAAAACAGCCUUUAAAAAAAGAUGAUCCAUAACUGUAGACACCAUGCAUGGAAGGGUUCAGUAGAUUAGAAAUCAGGUUGUUCUGAACUUCAGGUUGUUCUGUUCUGAAUGUUUCCUGACAGAAAGUCUGUUUUGUUAUGUUUUGUUAUCCUUCUCAAUAAAAAAAAACAACCCACCAAAUCACACAAAAUGGCUUUAAGAGCUUGCUUCUGAAGGGAGUUAAAGGUAUUUCGAAGCGGGGGGGGGCAGUUACCUGUAGAUCAUGCAAGCCCAGUAAAGUUGGUCCAUUCACUCUGUCAGCACGGAGCAUGUUACAUGAGAGAGGUAGGCAACAGAAUAACAAAGGGUCCUUUGACAUAGUCGAGCCGAACUACAGCAACCGCCAUGAAGAUUUACCGGUGUAAAGGAGAGUAGAUGGACCACGAGGUACUGAUCUUUGAACGUCUCCUGACACUGGCAUCUCUGACAGGAUCCGAGCUGGGAGCGUCGGAGGUAUACAACUCAUUUAUUGUCGCUUACUUCGAAGGAGAGCUCAGACUUUGUUCUGACUACCUCAUAAGAUAAAAGCAGAGUGUGACCGAAUUCCUCCUGGACUCAUGCCAAACUACCAGACUUCCUAGGUCAUUUAUACGGGUAACUAUACGGAUUAUAUAGUUAUAUAGUGGAUUCACGUUUGUUUUGAAAUUGCUUCAAGGCAAGGACUCGCAUCGCCUCGCGCGCCUGCUGAAGACUCCUUGGUGGUGGUGGGAAACUCUAAAUAAACGGAUAUAAUAUAAACCAGGAACAUGGGUGAAAGUUUUCUUCGGGAUGUUUUGAGCUUUUACGGUGAUAACAGUUCGCUUUCGACGACAAACUUCGAUAAGUUUUUAAAGCUCAUCACCUCCCGCCGAGCGCCAGCAUCAGUAGACAGCGAGGCGAAUCCGCUGAGGAAUGCUGAGUGUUUGUCUGCCCCAGAUCUCCUGGAUGCUUUUGGACUCUCAAAUGCGUCUGAGCUGACUGUGGAUCAGCUACAGCUCAUAUGCCCAGCUGUUCUUACUCAGGUUCUACUCCCCUCCUGCCCUUACAUGACCCCCUCAACCAUAACCACUGACCCACAAGUUUGGGGCUAUAGUUUCUUGGCUGUGACAAUAAUUAACUUGGCUUCUCUACUGGGGUUACUCUUAGUUCCUUUAACUAAGAAAUCCUAUUUCCCAAAAGUGCUAACCUACUUCAUUGGAGUGGCCAUAGGAACAUUAUUCUCCAAUGCUGUACUGCAACUUAUCCCUGAGGCUCUUGGAUUUGACCCGAAAGUUGAUAACUACGUGUCAAAUACAAUUGGGAUUUUUGGAGGGUUCUACCUCCUGUACUUUACAGAAAGAGUCUUAAAAAUAGCACUGAAAGCAGAUCUGGAGCAUUGCCACAACUUCCCGUCACUACAGACUAAUGAUGUAACCAUCACCAGCUUCAGCAAUGAUAUUAUCAUAAACAACAUGACAAGUGAUGUCAUCACAAAUAACGCCAACCAUGAGGUCCUACCAAACAGCCCCAGUGAGAAACCAAGCCAGCCUACCAUUAACCCAGCCAAUGAACAGGAGUCAUGCAUAUUAGUGGGAUGUCGCUGGCUGCGAGGGGAACGAGUGUCAAACAUAAAAACAGUGGCUUGGAUGAUCACGCUGAGUGAUGGAUUGCAUAAUUUUAUAGAUGGACUGGCCAUUGGAGCCUCCUUCACUGUCUCUCUUCUCACUGGCUUCAGUACCUCUAUAGCCAUUGUCUGUGAGGAGUUUCCUCAUGAGCUAGGUGACUUUGUGAUUCUGUUGAACUCUGGUAUGAGUGUCCCUCAGGCUGUGUUUUUUAACCUGCUCUCUGCUAUGUGCUGUUAUCUCGGCUUGGUGCUGGGCAUCUUGCUGGGCAGCAGCUUUGCUCCAAAUGCCAUCUUUGCCAUUGCUGGUGGAAUGUUUCUUUACAUCGCUCUGGCAGACAUGUUCCCAGAGAUGAAUGAAAUAAUGAACACACACGCCAGAGGCCGCAAAGGAAAGAUGUUAUUCUUUCUGUUCCAAAAUGGUGGCCUGCUAACCGGCUUUUCCAUUAUCCUCCUCAUCACCAUCUUUGCUGGAGACAUCAAUCUGGGAUAAAUUGAAUUUGAAGAAUGAGAAUAAAAGGCUUAAAGGGAACAACGAAUAUGAGUUCAGUCCACACAACCAGGGACCAAAGGGUUGAUACCACAAACAUCAUUUUAAAACUCUUGACUUGGACUCUAUUCCUACUGUUUAACACAAUAAUGUAUCUCAAGUAACAUUGUAGUACUAGAAAAAAAGGAAUUAUAAAUUAUGUUUGUGUAAUUCAUAUCUGUACAAGGGCAUCGCACACAAAGAUGCUCCUAUUUAACGUUUGUCCCCAAGCCUCCGAAAGGUUUCCUUCACCGUCGCUAGGCUUACAGACUUGGCUUGUGGGUAUAUAAACAAUAUAAACUACUUUGGCAACUCUCCCAUGCAGUUAUUUCCGGUGAUACAAGACCAGAGAGCAGAGACAGGCCACUGUUUCUAAUAUGAAUGAGGCAGUGUGUAAAGCUCAACAUGGCAACUGUAUUCAGUCCUUGUUGGUUUGGUACAGAUGUUAGCAAAAAAUGUCUGGCCUAUCAUAUUCUUACACUGACACAUGUCCAGAUAUACAGCCCCCCCCCCCUAAAUUGUUUAAAUUCCUCAUACAAAAUAAGGAAAUAUCUGAGGAAAAACAAAAAACAGUUUUUAACUGAUCAAUUAUACCUAAUAUAUAUCACCCAUAAAAUGAAUAACUGGUUAUCAUGGUUGUCACCUAUGACAGCAACACCUGUGUCUCUGAAGUUGCUGUUGAGAAAUUUCUAGCCUUUCUUGCAUUAACUGCCUGUUUAAGGUCCUGCUACAGCAUCUCAAUGGGGUUGAAGUCAGUACUUUGACCAGGUCACUCCAAAACCUUGUUUCUUUUAAACCAUUCAGGGGUGGAAUUGCACUUGUGCUUUGGAUUUGUUGUCUUGCUUCAUAAUGCAAUUGCACUUAAGCUUCAGGUCAUGAACUGAUGAUGACCAGACCUUCUCCUUAAGGAUUUUCUUCCAGCGACUUCUGGGAAGAUUUACCAUUGUUCAGAAUUUUCUCCCUUUGGACAUAAUGACACUCACUGUGGUUCACUGGAGUCCCAGAGCCUUAAAAAUGUCUUUGUAACUCUUUCCAGAUAGAUAUAUUUCAAUACAUUACUUUCUCUUUGUUAAUUUCUUUUGAAUGCAGCAUAGUGUGCUGCUUGUUGAGACCUUGUAGUCUACUUCACAACCCUAACCCUGGCAGUAAUUGAGUAACUAACAGGGCAAUUACAUUUUCACACAAGGCCAUUUAGUAUUGGAUAACUAUUUUCCUUCAAUAAACAAUUAUUUAAAAACUGAUUAAACAGGUUGUAUUUGUCUUAUAUUCAGUCCAUACAGGAUUUUGCUGAUUGUUGCGGCCAAAAAUGCUUGAUUUUGCUGCAGCCUUUUUCAAUAUGUGAUGUUUUGCGGAAAAUUACUUGAAUUGGUGAAAUUGCAAUGGCAUGAAAUUGUUUUGCACGGUCUUUCACAGUGAUGUUUGUUGGUAAGUGAAACCUUUUACAGUAGCUGUACUCAUGUUCGACGCUCGUGAAUCGAAGGGGGCUUUGGCAGAAUGCGCGUUGUGAUGACGUUACAUGGCGCGUCACGAACCAAAUCAACGGAAAAUCAGCUGUAAUUUUGCAAAAUUGCAAGCUCCUCUGAAUAGGGCGGCGUUUCCUUGAUUUUGCUUUCAUUUCUGCGAUCGCAAAAUCUGGGAGGCUGUAUAUUGUAUAUUAAAUAUUGUUGGAAGAUCUUAUUAAGUGUGACAAAUAUGCAGAAAUAGAAGAAAUUUUUCACAGCAUUGUAGGGCAGUUUGCUUCGUUAUAGAGAAAUGCGCAUGCAUGUCAAUCCAGAGGUUUUGCCCCAU